Monopterus albus (swamp eel) is the source of this 1124-nucleotide messenger RNA. RefSeq names its product ubiquitously-expressed, prefoldin-like chaperone (gene uxt). The record is from RefSeq and is a predicted model, not a curated record. Gene Ontology annotation, molecular function: transcription corepressor activity. Gene Ontology annotation, biological process: positive regulation of transcription by RNA polymerase II; negative regulation of transcription by RNA polymerase II. The transcript has 6 exons. Bases 181 to 654 code for a protein of 157 amino acids. Lineage: Eukaryota; Metazoa; Chordata; Actinopteri; Synbranchiformes; Synbranchidae. Gene Ontology annotation, cellular component: mediator complex.
CCGGCGCCGAGCGAAGAAGCAUGAGGUCUCAGAAUGCUAAUUGCAAGGCUAACCGGGGAGUUUGUGUUGUUUAUGACUCAGAAACGUUGAUGGCAGUCGGGCGUUUUUGCAGGUUUACGGCUGCUGGAGCUUAUCUUUAUCACAGACUGAAGUUUGGUUUUUGAAGAGAAACUACUGAAGAUGUCUCCGCCUGCUAAUGCUAAUGCUAACAUGGAUGAGAAGGUUCUGCAGUAUGAAAACUUCAUAAACGAAGUUCUGAAGAGAGAUUUACAAAAGGUGUUGGAGCAGAGAGAUGCAGUUUAUGAGAAGAUUUCUCAGUACCUGCAGCUGAAGAACACCAUACAGAGUCUGCAGGAGUCGGGCUCUCAGCAGCUGAAGACAGAUGUAGAUCUGGGCUGUAACUUCUAUGUCCAGGCUGAAGUGGAGGACUCGUCCAGGAUCUUUGUGGCAGUCGGUUACGGCUUCUUUGUGGAGAUGACCCACGAUGAAGCUCUGAGAUUCAUCGACAAGAAGACGAGUCAGCUCACAGCCUUCACAGAGCAGCUCACCAAAGACUCUGCCAAAAUAAAGGCCAACAUCCGCAUGGUGCUGGAGGGUCUGAGGGAGCUGCAAGGACUGACAGACCUGCCUGAUAGCAGAAGAGACGUUUUCUAGACUUCUCCACGUAUGGGACAACUGCAGAGAACAGUUCAGUUCAGGAGGGUCAGCAUGUUAAUAAAACAUGUCUGCUUGUUUAGAAAUACCAAACCUCAAGCUCCAUUGUGACAGAAUGAACAUCACAGGAGGCGUUGGCAAGUGAAAUCUCUAAAGGAUGCAGCCGGGGAUUGUGUACAUUUCUGUUUUUUCCACGGAUCCUAUCCUGUCCAGAAUAAAAGCAGCAGUGAAUUUGGCGGGAAAUAACAAAAACCUACAAAAUGAGCACCCGUGCCCUUUAACUUGACCUCAUGGACAUUCUAGUGGAACAACAGGAUUUGGUCUAGAGACCUCCAGCAGGACAAAGAUAUGGACAUGUUGCAGCUGUCCACAUACUUUUGGACAUGUAUUCUGUUGUCAGUUUGUCAGAUGUUGAACAUUUGUGAUGUGAUGAAUUAGACUGCAGUAAUAAAGUCAACAAGAUGACAGUA